UCGAAUUACUGCAGAAAUCCUGACAAUGAGAGAAUGCCUUGGUGCUACACGACGGACCCCGGCACUCGAUGGGAGUACUGCAAGGUGCCGACCUGUGGAAAUGAGCCUGUCCCAGCCCCUAAACCUCCCACGAUCUUGGAGGAGCUGACCUGUGCCACCAGGGAUGGCAGUGCCUACAGGGGAACCAUCUCCGAGACAAGAUCGGGGAAGACCUGCCAGCUCUGGGCCUCUCAGAAUCCACACGAGCAUUCCAGGACACCAGAGAACUACCCGUGGAAGGGGCUUAAAUCGAAUUACUGCAGAAAUCCUGACAAUGAGAGAAUGCCUUGGUGCUACACGACGGACCCCGGCACUCGAUGGGAGUACUGCAAGGUGCCGACCUGUGGAAAUGAGCCUGUCCCAGCCCCUAAACCUCCCACGAUCGUGGAGGAGCUGACCUGUGCCACCGGGGAUGGCAGUGCCUACAGGGGAACCAUCUCCGUGACAGGAUCAGGGAAGACCUGCCAGCUCUGGGCCUCUCAGAAUCCACACGAGCAUUCCAGGACGCCAGAGAAGUACCCGUGCAAGGGGCUUAAAUCGAAUUACUGCAGAAAUCCUGACAAUGAGAGAAUGCCUUGGUGCUACACGACGGACCCCGGCACUCGAUGGGAGUACUGCAAGGUGCCGACCUGUGGAAAUGAGCCUGUCCCAGCCCCUAAACCUCCCACGAUCUUGGAGGAGCUGACCUGUGCCACCAGGGAUGGCAGUGCCUACAGGGGAACCAUCUCCGAGACAAGAUCGGGGAAGACCUGCCAGCUCUGGGCCUCUCAGAAUCCACACGAGCAUUCCAGGACACCAGAGAACUACCCGUGGAAGGGGCUUAAAUCGAAUUACUGCAGAAAUCCUGACAAUGAGAGAAUGCCUUGGUGCUACACGACGGACCCCGGCACUCGAUGGGAGUACUGCAAGGUGCCGACCUCCCCUAAACCUCCCACGAUCGUGGAGGAGCUGACCUGUGCCACCGGGGAUGGCAGUGCCUACAGGGGAACCAUCUCCGUGACAGGAUCAGGGAAGACCUGCCAGCUCUGGGCCUCUCAGAAUCCACACGAGCAUUCCAGGACGCCAGAGAAGUACCCGUGCAAGGGGCUUAAAUCGAAUUACUGCAGAAAUCCUGACAAUGAGAGAAUGCCUUGGUGCUACACGACGGACCCCGGCACUCGAUGGGAGUACUGCAAGGUGCCGACCUGUGGAAAUGAGCCUGUCCCAGCCCCUAAACCUCCCACGAUCUUGGAGGAGCUGACCUGUGCCACCAGGGAUGGCAGUGCCUACAGGGGAACCAUCUCCGAGACAAGAUCGGGGAAGACCUGCCAGCUCUGGGCCUCUCAGAAUCCACACGAGCAUUCCAGGACACCAGAGAACUACCCGUGGAAGGGGCUUAAAUCGAAUUACUGCAGAAAUCCUGACAAUGAGAGAAUGCCUUGGUGCUACACGACGGACCCCGGCACUCGAUGGGAGUACUGCAAGGUGCCGACCUGUGGAAAUGAGCCUGUCCCAGGUAGACUUCCCUGA
Molecule: messenger RNA, 1548 nt
Organism: Conger conger (European conger)
Lineage: Eukaryota; Metazoa; Chordata; Actinopteri; Anguilliformes; Congridae
Product: apolipoprotein(a)-like
Exons: 11
Biological process (GO): proteolysis
Cellular component (GO): extrinsic component of plasma membrane
Molecular function (GO): signaling receptor binding; endopeptidase activity
Source: RefSeq, a predicted model, not a curated record